CAAGCUAUUGAAGUUCGUGUAUUAGAACUUACAAUUAAAGAAUUUUCCAAUAAUGCAUGCAUGAAAUUGGAUAUUCUUGGUUGUCACAAAACAAACUGUUUCGAUGUGAAUGAAUGCGAACAAAAUAAUGGUAAUUGUGAGCAAAUAUGUAUUAAUUCACAAGGAUCAUAUCGUUGUGCAUGUGAAAUUGGUUUUGAUUUACUUACUGAAGAUGGACAAGGCGGUGUUCAUAUAAAGGAUGGUGAAACAGGCUUAAAUGCGUUAGAUGUUAUCCGAUACAAUCAAACAUGUGUACCACGUUUAUGUGCUAAUUUAUCGUCACCAAAAAAUGGAUUACUUCUUUCAACCGCAAAAACAUUCCAUUAUCCGAUGGUUGUACAAUUUCAGUGUGAUUUUGCAUAUCAAAUGAUGGGUGCAAGCCAUUUGAAAUGCAUGCAAGAUGGUAGUUGGAAUGGUACAGCGCCAUUUUGUCUUCGUAAGUUAGCUUUCUCUUAUUUCAAUCUAAAAUUAGAAUUUUUUUUUCCGAAUAAAUAA
Messenger RNA from Acanthocheilonema viteae, 534 nucleotides. The record is from the annotation of a GenBank genome assembly. NCBI's taxonomy places the organism in Eukaryota, Metazoa, Nematoda, Chromadorea, Rhabditida, Onchocercidae.